UCCUUUCGCACGCGGUAAAAAAAAAAAGAGGUUAGGGAAACAUGGCGGACGAGGGCGACUCGCCGGCGGACCCUGCCGCUGGCUCUCCAUCCGAGAGCCCUCGAACGGGGCAGCCUCACUCGGUCUCCUUCUCCGAGAGUGUCCAGCCAGCUGUUGGAAUGGUUAGCCAGCUUCUAACCCAGCCGUCGUCGCUGAAGUUCGAUAAAAACAUCAAGCAGGCCUUCUACAACACCGGGGCGAUGAUAUUCGUGGCUAUCUGCUGCGGGGCGGCGGUGCUGGUCUACUUCAUCCUGGAGGCCUUCCUCCGGCCGCUGCUCUGGGCGGUGCUGUGUGGCACCUUCCUCCACCCCUUUAAGCACUCCUUAGCCCGGCUUGGGCGCUCCUGGCUCGGCGGGCUGCAGGAGACAGGGACGCCCAUCGUGGUGGGCACUCUGCUGGUGCCGGUGUGGUGUGUCAACUAUGUGGUGGACGCCAUUGGCCGGCAGGUGCUGGAGAAGCUCAAUGUGCUGCUGGUGAUCGGAACCGGGGCGCCUCUGCUGUACCUCCUCUACCUGUCCUGGAGCUCCAUCGGGAUGCAGGUGCUACUUGGCUACACCUGUGGGCUCAUUGCCAUCGUGCUGGACUGUUUCCACGCAGUGUGGGUUUGCACAGUGGUUGUUGGAUAUUUGUUGGCAGUGAGUUUUAAGUGGAGUCCUCAAACUGAAGGCUACCUGAGAAGCGUUGCUCUGCCUGUGUGGACCACCCUGCUCUUCUACAUUGUGUCUCUGACUGGCUCGUGGAAAGUACCCCUAUUCGUGGUAGUGAUUGUGCUUCUCAUUGUGGGCUCCCAGGAGAAACCACCUGUCCCUGGCAGAGGAGAGCUGUCGGGGCAAGUGCUGUCAUUUGCUGCUAACACUUUUUACAUGGCCAUCUCCUGUGGUAAACGUCAGACCAAAUCGCAGCCCAGCAAAGUAUGUGCUGGAGAUGGUAAAGAUUCAGUGGACAACAUUCCCGCUACCCCUGGCUUCCUUCAGGGUUCUCGACCAACUGGAUUCUUCCAGAAAGAGAAGCCCUCCCACAAAGCCAGCGACAUCUACUUCAUCCUUCUAGUCUGGGCCAUAGUCCUGGUCCAGGUAUGGCUCAACCUCUGGAUCCUGCAGCUCCUUCCCAUCCCUGUGGCUGUGUGGCUGAUAAAGAAGCUGGUAGUCCAUUUUGGCCUGAAAAGCUUUGCAGAGCGGACUCUGACCUCAUGGUGGACGGUAUUGGAGCGGUUCGGUCGGGAACGAGAGGAAGCCCUGCUGCCAGGUCCUAUUAAAGGCUUGGCUCAGUUCUUACUGCGUAUUGACACUAAGCUGUGGCAUUGGCUUAACAAGCAGAUGGUGGUGUGGUUGGAGCGCUCCCUCGACAAAAUCAUUAGCAUCCUCAUCAUCAUCGUCCUGGUCACAGGGACCCUCCUGAUGGCGCUGCUGCUCACCGCCAUGGUUCAUCACGAGAGCGUUCACAUCAUUGAGGUGACCAGUAAUCUUAUCAACGAGACCGUCUCCAACCACCCAGAAUGGGCAAACCUGCUUCCAGAGGCUCGUGUGGUCCAGAAGGCCAUGAAUUCCGCCGUCACUAACGUCUAUGAGCACGGGAGAGAAUGGAUAACGCAAAAACUUCACAAGAUGUUGGGAGAAAAGGGGAACCACACAGCAGUCAUUGAGAAGCAAGUGUUGGAACUGUGGGACAGACUCUACCAGUCCUGGUUUGUCAAGAACGUGACCCACUCUGGACGCCCUCGUGGUCAUAAAAUGAAUCCCCAAAGACAAAACAGCUGGUUGGGAGACAUCCUGGACUGGAAGGACAUUGCCUCUUUUCUGCAGGAGAAUAUUGAGACUCUUUGGUCUAUCGUGGAGUCUCUCUGGGUGGUAAUGAGCAGGAACAUAGGCCUCCUUAUCUCCACGGCGACCACACUCAUCACAGUGUUGUUCCACAGCGGCACUGCUCUGCUGAACUUUGUCCUCAGCCUGGUGAUUUUCUUGACCACCCUCUUCUACCUGCUGAGCUCCAGCGAAGAGUCCUACAAACCCGUCAAGUGGGUCAUCAGCCUGACCCCGCUAUCCCAGCCGGGACCUUCGUCCAACAUUGUUGGACAGUCUGUGGAGGAGGCCAUCCGAGGUGUGUUUGAUGCCUCUUUAAAGAUGGCGGGCUUCUACGGGCUGUACACUUGGCUCACUCAUACAGUCUUUGGUAUCAACAUCGUCUUCAUUCCUUCAGCUCUGGCCGCCAUCCUGGGGGCGGUGCCUUUUUUGGGGACGUACUGGGCGGCCGUGCCCGCCGUGUGCGACCUGUGGUUGUCCCAGGGCGAAGGCGUGAAGGCCGUACUGCUGCUCGUCUGUCACCUGCUGCCCACUUACUUUGUUGACACCGCCAUCUACUCCGAUAUCUCUGGUGGCGGUCACCCUUACCUGACAGGGUUGGCGGUGGCGGGCGGAGCCUACUACCUCGGUCUGGAAGGUGCCAUGAUCGGUCCCAUCCUCCUGUGCAUCCUGGUGGUGGCGGCCAACAUCUACAGCGCAAUGCUGAUGAGCCCCAACUCUGCGGCGCAGACACCGGUUCAGGCAGCCUGGCCUCAGCAAGGCAUCAGGCUCUUUCCUGAUUCCACCCCCUCCGUGCUGAAGAAGAGCAGCGACUGAGAACAAAACGGGUAAAACAUCACCUGAUGCAAAAACCUCCUCGUUUUGCGGGGUCCAGCAAGAUGGCGCCUGAGGAAGACAGCGUCACACACGACUGUUUACCCACAAUGCUCGGCUGUAUGUCGCUCUGAGCAAGACGCUGCCUGUUGCUGUCAAUCAACAAGACGUAAGUUGACAACCUCAAGCCGAAUACUGAUAUUAAUACUUUUAUAACGCUACAAUCACACUCAUUAAACCUAAACACGCCACAGGAUUAGUAUCCUCCACACACACACCUACACGUUGAAAGCAAAACUUUCCAUGGGAAUUUUAUUAUUAUUAUUAUUUUUUUUUUUUUUCAAAACACAUUUGUCACUUGUUGUAAAUGAAUGCUGUUAAGACAUUUUUAACAACCAUUUUCAUUUGUAGAUUAACAAAAUAUCGAAAUGAAUUUUGUCUAAAAUAUUGAUAAAUAUAUAAUAAUAUAGAUGAUUUAAUAGAAAGACGUUGGUUGAGCAGCUGGCUAGAAACUUGAGGGUUCCGGGUUUGAGCCCCGCUUCCGCCAUCCCUGUCACUGCCGUUGUGUCCUCGUGCAAGACACUUCGCCACCCACACUGGUUUAACAGUAGCUUAAAAAUGUAGAUAAUGGGUUUCUCCGUGUAAAGCGCUUUGAAUCUGUAGAAAAAAACAUUAUAUAAAUAUAAAAAAAAUGCCAUUACUGCUACUACACUAAUAUUAAAUACAUACAGUAUUUUAUAUUAGUAGUACAAAUAUUGGUUCAUGUAUUGAAUCGUAUGUUAAACUAUAAAAUUUACCUUAUAAAGUACAAAUGUUUUACUCAACCAAGAUGAUAAUAUAUAAUGUACAUGUUGAUUUAUUUCAGUACAUUUAUAGGCAUAAUUUAAAUUCUGUAAAUUUGCAGUGUAAUUCUCAACGUUCCCAUGGAAUGUUUACAGUCAUAUGACACUAAUAGAGCCGAGUUGACACAAUUUUGCUUCACCAGGCUCGGUUGCCACGAUUACAUUGUUUCAAUUUCUUAAAGAAGCAGUAAGGAACUUUGUGUGAGUGACAUUCAUUACAGGUCAAGUGUUAAAAUGUAUUUUUUUUUCAUGUUUUGUUUUUGCUACUGCUGCUGUUAUUUCCAAAUGACUGGUUAAGUAUGCACUGAUUAUUAAACACCGUUGUAAUAAUAUCA
Messenger RNA from Nerophis ophidion (straightnose pipefish), 3828 nucleotides. RefSeq names its product transmembrane protein 245 (gene tmem245). Lineage: Eukaryota; Metazoa; Chordata; Actinopteri; Syngnathiformes; Syngnathidae. Bases 42 to 2654 code for a protein of 870 amino acids. The transcript has 18 exons. The record is from RefSeq and is a predicted model, not a curated record.